AUCCGAUUCCAGGCGAAGACGAAGAAGAAGGAAGAAGAAGAAGAAGAAGAAAAGGCAGAAAUGGUGGCCAGGAAGUUCUGUGUCCGCCACAAUGAAUCUACCUUCGACGUCGACUACGACACCGAAGACGGCUUCGAAGUCCUUUCUAUUGCCUUCUCUGCUCAAAUCCUCCCUCCGAUUCAUCUUCCACAGACCCUUCUUUUACCUUUUCUCGUCCUAUUUCCAGGUCCUCAAGUUCCAGAUCUUCUCUCUUACCUCCGUUCCGCCCGAUCAACAAAAGAUAUUGGAAGCAGAUGGUGGUCAAGUUGUACAGGAAGAAGCUGAUUUGGCUUCUAUUUCAGAAAAGCUUCAAUUGGUGACAAUUGAUGACGGAGAAGAGGAAAUGGAGAAGAAAGAGGAGACUGAGCCUGAUUUUGGGAUGUCAGAUGAACAAUUGGCUCGGAUCUUGCAGGAGGAAGAAGAUGCACUUAUGAGGCAGCAGGCUGUUGCAAGUGAAAGUAGUGCAGAAUUUGAGAAAAAGAUACUUCCUUAUAUUGAUCAAGUUCUACUGUACGAGGACCCACGGAAGCAGGAGGCUGCUCGUAAGACCGUGCCUAUUGACAAUCUUGAGGAGAAAGCAUUAAUUUCAUUGGCCAGGGAGGGAAACUUUGAACCAACAAAAGAUGAACAAGAGCAUGCCUUCCUGCUGCAGCUUCUAUUCUGGUUCAAACAAUCAUUCAAGUGGGUAAAUGCACCUCCUUGUGAUAGGUGUGGUAAUGAAACUAGAAAUGAGAGCAUGGGAACGCCCUAUCCUUCAGAACUGCAAUAUGGUGCUUCAAGAGUUGAACUUUACCGAUGCCAUUCAUGCUCAAAUGUUACCCGGUUUCCUCGAUACAAUGACCCGGUGAAGCUCCUAGAAACAAGGAAGGGGCGCUGUGGGGAGUGGGCUAAUUGCUUCACACUCUAUUGCCGAGCUUUUGGUUAUGAAGCACGUUUGAUUAUGGACUUUACGGAUCAUGUUUGGACAGAGUGCUUCUCACUAUCCCUGGGAAGAUGGAUGCACCUUGAUCCUUGUGAAGGAAUUUAUGACAAUCCAUUACUAUAUGAGAAGGGGUGGAAAAAGAAAUUAAACUAUGUGAUUGCUAUUUCUAAAGAUGGGGUACAUGAUGUCACCAAGCGUUACACAAGGAAAUGGCCUGAGGUUCUUGCUCGGAGGAACAUAGUUACAGAAGCUGUGCUCUCUGCUUCUAUUUGUGACAUAAAUAGAGAAGUACGGAAAGAUUUACCCUUCCAGAUGCUUUCUGCUCUGGAAGAACGUGACAAGAAAGAAGCAGAAUCCAUUAAUAGAGAUUUAUACUCCAAAGACGAUCCUUCAAUUUCAUUACCUGGAAGAUUAAGUGGGGAUCAAGAGUGGCGUAUAUCGAGAUCUGAAACUGGUCCUGAUCAAAAAUCAUCCUUAAGCUCUUCAUCUUGUCCAGUUCGUAGAUGUAUAGAUGCACAUGUAACUAAGGUCUACAAUGCAUUUUUCCCUAUUAUCUCAAAGCUGGUUGAGGAUUCUGCCUCUAAGAAUGAAGCAAUUGAACUAUUUAGGGCUUUCAGAAAUAUUUUGGUUGAUCUCAAGAAAUCCCCUUUCAGAAACAGGAGAACUUCUUUGAAUUCUGUUUCCGAUAGUGCCCCACAUUUUUUCAAGAAGAUGCUGCCGUCUUUUGGUCAAUUACUUGAAGCUUUAUCGUUAAAAAGUGAGUUGGCCAUAAAUGGGAGGAUUGACAUAUGUUUGUGUGCUGAUCCUGUGAGAACGUCAAUUGCCCUUCCUGUAGUGUUCCAUGCUUUGGAUGAUGUGAUGAAUAAUGUUAGUCUUUGCAAUCGACUUGAUAAAGAUUCACUUUCUUGGCCACUUUUGAAGUUAAACAGAUUGUGUUCUGGUCUAGUGCGUACUAGUGGGGAGGAGCUUCCUUUUGGAAUUGCCACAUCUGCAUUUGAUGGGACACGCAUGUCAAAGUGGGAAGAACCGAAUGGGGCAAGAGGUUGUUGGAUCUUAUAUCAAGUUAAUGGCAAAGAAAUGCAUGAGCUUGUGGCCUAUGAAUUCAUGUCUGCUAAUGAUGCUCCAGAAAGAGAUCCAAAGGACUGGGUUCUUGAAGGAAGUGCAGAUGGAGGAUGUAGUUGGCAUGUUUUGGACAAACAAACUUCCCAGAGAUUCGAUAAACGUUUCGAGCGAAAGGCAUUUACUGUCAAACCACAAUGUUUCCUAGCGAAUGCUUUCAGGAUAAGAUUUCUAGCAGUUCGAGAUGGGAAGGCAAAUCCACGGUUUCAAAUUGGCAGUAUUGAUCUCUAUGCAAGAUGCAAUCAAUGAUUCAGGUGGUGUCAACCUUGGUGUCAACCCUGGAUUAAAGUAACAUUGUCCUUCGGGUUUAAAUUGACUGAUGACAAGGUGUUGGUGGCCUCACAUCGAAUCGUGGCCAUGAUACAUGGAGGAGAUCAUAUGGGACGUACACGAAUUGUGGCCAUGAUACAUGGAGGAGAUCAUAUGGGACGUACACGAAUUGUGGCCCACGUUACGGAUACCCAGUGCCUACCUCAACCCACCACUCGGCAGACCUGAACCUCAGUUGGCAAUCUGACUCAUUUCACGCGGGCUUCAUCCCCAUGUUAAUAGCGUGGGCUCCGGUCGUCCGGGCCUAAAUACAGUAUUAAAUAUGAAAUGAACAGAGAAUAUGUAGUCUUCUUACUAAUUUACUAAACAUAUUUGGGUUGAUCCCAACAUACCUGUGAAUGUUUAUUUAAAAAGGGGAGCAUUUAGUUUGCUCUAGUGUUAUAAAAUUGGUGUGCCUUA
Molecule: messenger RNA, 2809 nt
Organism: Cuscuta campestris
Lineage: Eukaryota; Viridiplantae; Streptophyta; Magnoliopsida; Solanales; Convolvulaceae
Source: the annotation of a GenBank genome assembly